AUGGUGCAGCCCAACAAUGACGAAGACGACUACGUCUUCCCUGAUCUUAUCGAAGUUUCCAACGACGAACGCGAUCAUUCCCUUAGUGUCAUCAACAAUCCAGCAUCCCCAAUGUCCACAGGCUGGGCGAUACUUGGGAACUCCGGCAGCUCCUCCGAUGCCAUAUCUGAGCCCAAUAGUGUGAAAGCCUCCCCGGACCGGUCUCUCCCAGCUGCUUCCAACAGAACCUUACCCCGUGAACUGGAGACCUGGCUACGUCCCGUAUUGUCUGCGACUAUCCCUAAUACACGCCCUGCCCUCACGUUCCAAGAGGCACUUGAUCAAUCCGAGCCCACAUCCUCGGCUUCCCAAUCUAUCGACUUGGCGACUCGGAAGCUGAUUGACUGGGAAGGUCUCCUAGCUCGAACCUUUAGCCGCGAGGACACGAACUCCCCGGAAGCCGGUCCCUCGCAAAGAACCCCUCACCAAGUUGGCUUGAAUCCGACUGGAGAUCUUCAUGAACAGGUUCUGCAUUCCAACCGUAUCUCCAAGCAGGACAAAGCUUUGGCUAACGAGCAAUACUAUCGACAGCUUCUCCGAUCCCGUUCCGUCCGAUCCAACUACCACGUGCGUGACCUCAGAGAACAUGCUGGCAAGGUCCCGGACCCCGAAUGGCGCUGGUGCGGCUUUCCGGGUUGCGACAACGGUGCCUGUCGAUACGACUUCCUUUUGUCAUGGGGGACCGGAUACGUCGUCGCCCCUCUUGAUUCAGGAAGAGACUGUGACAUCCUGAAAGAUCUUCUUGACGCCUUUGGCUCCCAGAACUGGAAUUACAUGGCGGAGCCCCACAGCCGGGUUUCGUUUGCAACGUCCCCUCCUGUCAGGAACGCCGUUGGCCAGUUUCUCAUUCGCUUCAACUAUCUGCAGGGUGCCGCUGUGGGAUGGGACACGGGAGACUAUCAAGCAACAGUGAUGUAUUUCACAGACAUGCGCACCAAGAACUUCCCCGUAUUGCACCCGCACAAUAUCGAUAAGCUUCACAGCGAGAUGGACAAGGAAAUCUCGCGUUCGGACCGUGCUGUUGCCCCACGGCGUCUUAUUCUUCAGUUCAUCAUGCGGCUCGAGGCAUGGAGACAGCACCAGAUCAAGCAAGGAUAUCCUUGGGACUGGCCUUUACACGAUGCUCUCGAUAUGUAUCGAACCAUUCUCGAGACCUAUCGACAAUCCAUCCACAAGGGGUUCUCGACUCUGAAGACUGCGAUGCAGGCAGAGCAGGACAAGGCUUGGGUGCUCUGGUGGGAUCAGACAGGAGCUUGGGAGUUGAUUCCAAAGAAAAUAAUGUUUCUGCUGCGGUGGUCUAUGAAGGCGUGGGACAGUACAAGCCACAUUGGUGGCCGAAUUGGCCAAGAGCACCUGGGUUGGACGCAUCUCUAA
Messenger RNA from Colletotrichum acutatum, 1413 nucleotides. RefSeq lists its product as uncharacterized. Lineage: Eukaryota; Fungi; Ascomycota; Sordariomycetes; Glomerellales; Glomerellaceae. The coding region runs from base 1 to 1413 and encodes 470 amino acids. The transcript has 2 exons. The record is from RefSeq and is a predicted model, not a curated record.